GUCAUAUCAGGCGCAUUGCAGUCACGCAUCUCAACACUGAACUGUAUAAACUCCCCUCCAUGCCUGGAAAACCUCCAGCUAGGUCCCCGAUAAUUUCCUUGGUCUCCGUCAUCUUUGAUUUUCUCUUCUGUAAUCCUUCCCCAGACAAAUAGAUACAAUGACAUCUCUAGACCCCCCCUCAAGCACCACGAUACCAUCCAUUGAUCCCCAUGCCCUUGCUCCGGGAGACCCUCCCUCGCCAUCUUCGUCCCCACCAGCUGCCUCUCAACCCCCACCAAAUUCCCCUCUCUUCAAGCAUCUCCGCAUCCUCAUCCUCCGCCACCUCUCCUGCACAGAUCGAACCCUCCUCCGCCUCUCCCGCCUCUUCAGUUCGCCCUCCUCCACAGACGCCCUCCUGUGCACCCUAGGCUACACGCUCGAACUCCUCUCUUCGCUGCUCUCCAAAGCCCUGUCUACCCGUCUAACCACCCUCGCCAGCACCCUCGCCACAAACGCAUCCUCCAUCAUCCUCCCCGGCGAAACACUCAUCGCCACCAUCCCCGCCCCACCAAGUGCGAAACUCCUAGCCCAAGCUGCCCGGACUUCCAAAGCGCUCGCAGUAGUAAUCUCCGACUACCGCAUCUUCGUGCGGCUCUGGGGAAUCAUUGGGAUAUACUCCUGGGCGCGAGAUACUUACCACUCCGGGCUCCAGUCCCCAUCAUCCAACACCAGCAACCAGCCAUCCAGCUGGACCAAAGACAGGCUCCUCCGAGCAAUACCCUACGCCCAGAUCCUCUCCUGCGCCGCCUUCCAAAUCCUCGAAAACGGCGCCUACCUCUCCUCCAAAAACAUCCUCACUUCAUCCUCCUGGUCCGGGGAAGCAGGGAAAGCUAGGGAGAAUAGGUGGUGGAUACUCUCGUCCCGGUUCUGGGCCCUCCACGUCGCGCUUGAGUUUUUAAGACUUUACCUGCAGAUGCAGAUCUUGCCGGUCACGUGCGCUCCUAAAUCUAGCUCCAAUUCCCCCAUCGAGGAUGAUGACAACGAAAAAGAUGCCAAGAUUCGGGGGCGUGAGCGACAGUGGCUAUGGAUGCGUGAUCUGUUAUCAAAUAUCGCGUAUUUCCCGAUGACGAUACAUUGGAGUCUGGAGAAGGGAUUGUUGGGGGAGACUUGGGUUGCAGGGUUAGGAGCUGUGGCAGGUGGUGUGUUGUUGGUGGAUGCUUGGAGAGGGACU
Molecule: messenger RNA, 1210 nt
Organism: Lindgomyces ingoldianus
Lineage: Eukaryota; Fungi; Ascomycota; Dothideomycetes; Pleosporales; Lindgomycetaceae
Exons: 1
Source: RefSeq, a predicted model, not a curated record